Molecule: messenger RNA, 859 nt
Organism: Lepisosteus oculatus (spotted gar)
Lineage: Eukaryota; Metazoa; Chordata; Actinopteri; Semionotiformes; Lepisosteidae
Product: chymotrypsinogen 2-like
Biological process (GO): proteolysis
Molecular function (GO): serine-type endopeptidase activity
Source: RefSeq, a predicted model, not a curated record
AACUGGAAACAUGGCUUUCUUGUGGAUCCUCUCCUGCCUGGCCUUCCUCGGCGCUGCCUAUGGCUGCGGGACCCCAGCCAUCCAGCCAGUCGUGAGCGGCUACUCCAGGAUCGUCAACGGCGAGGAGGCCAUCCCCGGCUCCUGGCCCUGGCAGGUGUCUCUGCAGGACUCCACUGGCUUCCACUUUUGCGGUGGCUCUCUGAUCAGCCAGGACUGGGUAGUGACAGCAGCCCACUGCGGAGUGAGGACCUCCCACCUCGUCGUCCUGGGGGAGCACGAUCGCGCAUCACCUGCUGAGGAUAUCCAGGUCAUCAGAGUUGGCCAGGUGUUCAAGAACCCCAAGUACAACCCCUUUACCAUCAACAACGACAUCACUCUGAUCAGGCUGGCUACCUCUGCCAGGCUGGGUGUCCGUGUGUCUCCCGUGUGUGUGAGUGAGGCCUCAGACGACUUCCCAGGGGGCAUGAUGUGUGUGACCACUGGCUGGGGCCUGACGAAGCACAAUGCUGCGGACACCCCUGCCCUGUUGCAGCAGGCCUCCCUGCCCCUCCUGACCAACACGCAGUGCAAGCAGUACUGGGGCACCAAGAUCACCGACCUCAUGAUCUGCGCUGGGGCUGAUGGAGCCUCCUCCUGCAUGGGUGACUCCGGUGGCCCCCUGGUCUGUCAGAAAGAUGGGGCCUGGACCCUGGUGGGUAUUGUGUCCUGGGGCAGUGGAACCUGCUCCCCCUCCAUGCCCGGAGUCUACGCCCGCGUCUCCAAGCUCAGAUCCUUCAUUGACCAGACUUUGGCUGCCAACUAGAACAGAGACAGCUGUGUUCAGUUUUCUUACUCCUCAAUAAAGAGCUUUUAGUGCAAA